Molecule: messenger RNA, 5226 nt
Organism: Dreissena polymorpha
Lineage: Eukaryota; Metazoa; Mollusca; Bivalvia; Myida; Dreissenidae
Product: solute carrier family 12 member 9-like
Exons: 13
Coding region: 541-3396 (951 amino acids)
Biological process (GO): cell volume homeostasis; potassium ion import across plasma membrane; chloride ion homeostasis
Cellular component (GO): membrane
Molecular function (GO): potassium:chloride symporter activity
Source: RefSeq, a predicted model, not a curated record
GAUUUAACCCAGCAUGUGACUCUGAUUCAAGUGCAGUAAACAGUGUACUGUGGUAUAGAAUACCGGUAUAUGAAUUGUCGGUAUAUGAAUUGUCAACAUUAUCUAAAUAUAGUCACCAACAAGGAAUGUUUGGCUAUUGAUAAUUUGCCUUAUAAUUUUUUUAUUUUUUUUUCUGUGUUUGGCUUUUGUGUUGUGGUUUUUAUUGGGAUACAUAUAUUCAUGGAUUUUAUUUCUAGUUAUCCGACAAUCUGGUGUAGGGCAAAAAGUUGAAUAACAAUUUCAUCAUUGGUGAUAAAAGGACCAUGUGAUACGUCAGGUGAUAACAGUCUUACAUCAAUAAAGGAUGCUGUGAAAAUCAACAAUUAAAGACAGUGCCCCCCAAAAAACAACAACAUAAGUGUAACUAUCUCACUGUGGUGUUAAACCAGGUGCAAUGUUUUUUUGAAAGAAGUGACUGAACAUCUGGGAGUAAUCAGCAGUACUGAUGUAUUAUUGGUGGUAGAUAUUUGUUGGACUGUACAUUAUUUAAAACUUUUUUAAAUGUCUGACUGGAAUAUUCAGUUUGAUGAACCAUCAGUGAUGGCGUCUAACGGUGAUGUUGAGACAAGUCGCCUGGUGGAUGUAGAGAGUGCAGAGGUGUAUGGCAGCCAGGGGCGGCUGUCUGACCUCAGUGGGAGUCUCCCUGAUGUCAGUGAGAGCCAGGAGACUGGGGACAGUGUGCCCCUUAUCCACUCUCCAAUGGUGUGGAGACUGCCCCGGGGCAUGAGCUAUACCCCAAAACACACAAGCUCGGGGGACGUGAGGCGCACCCUGGGAACGUUUGCUGGGGUCUUCUGUCCGGUGGCCCUUUCCCAGUUCAGCACCAUGCUCUUCCUGCGAGCAGGGAUGCUGGUGGGUCAGUCUGGUAUCUUGCUCACCACGGUGAUGAUGGUGCUGGCUUACCUGAUCCUGCUGCUCACAGUGUUCAGUAUCUGUGCCAUCUCAACUAACGGGGCUGUUGAGGGAGGCGGAGCAUAUUAUAUGAUCAGUCGAGCCCUGGGCCCAGAGUUUGGGGGCAGCAUAGGGUUCCUGUUCUAUGUUGCCAAUGUUCUUUCCUGUGCCCUGUAUGUGACCGGCUUCACUGAGGCCAUUCUGGACAACUUCUCUACUGGAGGCUCCGUUACCACAGGGACUGGUCUGCCUGCAGAGUGCUCAGGCUGCUAUUGGAAGUACCUGUAUGCGUCUGUAGUCCUCCUCCUCUGCCUGCUAGUUUGCAUUGUUGGAGGAUCACUAUUUGGCAAAACACUUGUUGUGAUUGUCCUGAUAACAAUUGUAUGCACAUUAUCCGUGUACAUUAGUGUGUUUGCCAAGAGCAAGGUUAUUAAUAUUGGCAUUCCAAAAGACAACCAUCGGUUCCCCAAUAACACCAACUUGACGUUUCAGUAUACUGGACUGUCAGCACAUACAUUCCAUGAAAAUGCUUGGGGUAAGAAGAUUAUUCCACUAAACAAUGAGAUGACCUUUGCUGCAAUGUUUGCCAUCCUCUUCAGCAGCGUCACUGGCAUCAUGAAUGGGGCAAACAUGUCUGGGGAGCUUAAGGACCCCAGCAAGUCAAUCCCCAAAGGGACACUGGGUGCUGUCCUCUUCACCUUCAUCACAUACAUGAUCUUGUUCAUCUUGAUAGGCGGCUCCUGCUCAAGGGACCUGCUGAUCAAUGACUACCUGUUCCUUCAGGACAUCAACUUUUGGAAUGGCAUGGUGCUCAUUGGCAUAUUUGCAACCACCCUUUCUGCUGCCCUGGGCAACCUGAUUGGAGGCUCGCGCAUCUUAGAGGCACUGGCCAAUGACCAGCUCUUUGGGUGUAUCUUGAAUCCAGCUACCAAAACUACUAAGGGAGGUAACCCUUACAUGGCAGUGCUGAUCACAUGGUUUCUGGUGCAGCUGGUGAUGCUGGUUGGUUCACUGAAUCUCAUUGCCAAGCCCACCACUGUUUUCUUCCUGCUGGCAUAUGCUGCCGUGAAUCUUGCCUGUGCAGCACUGGACUUGGCGUCAGCACCAAAUUUCAGGCCCACAUUCCGGUUCUACAGCUGGCACUUGUCUCUGGUGGGCCUGGUUGGCUGCCUGAUUAUGUGCUUCUUGAUCAGCGCCGUCUACUCAUCCGUGGCAAUCAUCUUCAUGCUGAUAAUGAUCAUCGGGUUGCACUUCCGUGCCCUGCCAACCCAGUGGGGCUCCAUCAGCCAGGCCCUUAUCUUCCAUCAGGUUCGCAAGUACCUGCUGAUGUUGGAUAUUCGAAAGGCUCAUGUAAAGUACUGGCGGCCACAGAUUCUGCUCAUGGUGUCCCGCCCACGACAGUCUUCCGAACUCAUCGACUUCAUCAACGAUAUCAAGAAAGGAGGUCUGUAUGUUCUGGGCCAUGUGCGUGUUGGUCACCUAGACGACCACCCAGACAAGGACCCACUACAUGACGAGUUUCCUAAGUGGUUGAAGCUGGUUGACACCAUGCAGGUCAAGGCGUUUGUGGAGCUGUCGCUGGCAAGGACCGUCUGUGAUGGACUUCAUCACCUCAUCAGAUCCACAGGCCUCGGGGGCAUGAAGAUCAACACAGUGUGCCUGGGAUUCUAUGAUAAUACUCAAGCCGUUGAUGCCUUGAGUAAGCGCCAGGUCCCUAAAAGAAGUUUAUUUGGAAAGGGUGAAAGUAGGAAGCUUGAAAUAGGAGAGCAUUUCCGUGGUGUAAGGCUGCAAGAAGGCAUGAAGGACCUGGCAUCCAAGGAGUAUGUGAAAAUGGUUGCAGACUCUUUAAAGAUGCAUAAAAAUGUUCUUUUGUGCAGACAUUUCAAUAUGUUGGAUAAAAAUUACAUUAAGGGCAGCAAAGGAAACAUGUUCAUUGAUGUUUGGCCUGUGAAUUUCUUUCGUCCUGAGACUGCAAGCUAUUUUGACAACACGUGUCUGUUUCUGCUGCAACUAGCUUGUAUUAUCAACAUGGUGCCGGGAUGGAAGUCCAAAACCACUCUAAGGGUGUUCCUGUUUGUGAAUGCCAACACUGAUAAUGCACUGAAAAAGGAACAAAAGCUUGAAACAUAUUUACGACAGCUACGCAUUAUUGCCAAAAUCCAAACAGUACCAUGGGAAUCCAUUGAAAAGGGCAGCGACUUGAGUGAGUUUGACGUCAGCGUCAACUACCCUGACUGUCAGAUGCAGGAGUACAACCGGGUGUCAGAGGAGUUCCUCACUGCAGUGAACACCACCAUCAAGGCAGCCUCCCAGCGCACGGCCUUGACCUUCCUCUACCUGCCCCGACCCCCCAAGGACAUCAGUCAGCUGGAGCCCUACCUGGAGCAGCUGACCCGCCUCUCAGUGGACCUUCCCCCCACUGUGUUUGUACACGGGCUGCACCCAGUGACCUCCACCACCCUGUGAGAGGCUGGCCCUGGUUACUGGCAACCAGCUGUACUGGCAUAGCUCUAUAGAAAAUACUAGGCUUGAGGCUUUUUCUACUAAUAAUUUAUAACGUCUUGCUGCAAAUACUUGUUAUAGCCUAUUUACAAAAAUUAUGUAUGCAGUAGUUACAAGGCUACAUAGUCAUAACACUGGUAAUAUUCACCAAGAUUCAGGCUUCGUACAUUCAUAAGAUGAAAAUAGUAUUUAAAACAAGAGAUUAUUUUCUUAGCAUCUUUUAAAAACAAUGAUGCUGUUUCUGAUAUGCAUUGACUUUACUUUUUAAUAAUUGCUUUUUUGUUUCCAUUAAAAAAAAUGGCUGUCCAUCAAUCUUCAUCCUUGGACUGUGUCUCAAUAUUCUUAUGUAAAUCAUCACAUGUAUAUAUAUAUUGAAUAUGUGAGCAAAAGGUUUCUUGCAUCCAUGACUUGGGUGUGUUUGUGUUGCCUCCCAGCAGAGUGAUUGGACCAAUAUUGGUCUUUCAUGUGGUAAGACUAUUUUUUGCUUUUUCUGUAUGAUCAAAAUUUAGUUCACAAGUAACAGAAAAUGAGUUCCUGAGUGAAAUUAUACGUGUGUAUGUGAAAUAAAUAUUUGGUUAUUUUAUGCUGUAGUGCAAUAUAUGAAUACAAUUAGGUAUGAGAUUUUUAUGCUUUAUUGUUGAUAAAUGUAUGAUAGUUAUAUUUUUAUUUUGUUCGUGGAUUUUUGGUUAACUUUUGUGUGUGAUUAUUUUCUAGCAACUUACUGAGUACAUGUCAAGAGAAGUAAAUGACAGUGGUAGACAAUAUUGUUGAUGGAAAAAUAUCACGAUUUUUCAUUUUUAUUUACUACAGUGAAAGAAUAUCAAUUAUGUUGUUUUUACUGAUACCAUAUUUUCAUUCACCUAUAAAUAUUUUUUUUAUCCUCUGCCAAAGGUGGAGGGAUAUAGAAUUGGGCCUGUCCCUAAGUCUGUCUGUCACAAAACUUUUUAGGGCUAUAUCUCAGAAACUUUAUAGAUAUCAACAUGAAACUUCAUAGGUGUAUAGAUAUCAAUGAGGAGAAGUGCCAUGCACCAUAACCCUUCACUUUCUUAAAUAAGAGUUAUUGCCCUUUGUUGUUUGUAUGAUGGAGUUUUUCAGGGCUAUAUCUCACAUAUGAUGCAAUAUUUCAACAUUAAACUUAAUGGGUGUGUAGAAAUCAAUGGGAAGAAGUACCAUGCAUAAGAACCAUAACCCUGCAAUUUCUUAAAUUAGAGUUAUUGACUUUCCUUGUUUUUGUAUGAUGUAUUUUUAAGGCUAUAUCUCAGAUACACUACAAAAUUUUAACAUGAAACUUCUUGGGUGUGUCAAUAUCAAUGAGGAGAAUUGCAAUUCAUAAAAACAAGUACCCUACACUUAAUUAUUACAUAUUAAUUAUUACCCUACACUUAAUGAUUCUACUGUAUAUCAUGGGAUUUGCACCAUUCCAUUAACAUAGUUUAUUUGGCAGGUGAUAUCAAUUCAACAAGUUUGCUUGUUUACUUAUAAAGAUAAAAUAUUUGCCUAAUAAGAUAUUGUUUUUGUGUUUAAUUUUUCAGAAGGUUGAUGCACACAAUUACAUGCCAAGGCUUUUAAACAUUAAACGCAUUCUGCAUAGUAUUGUUGGGUCUAACAAUUCAAGUUUAGGGGCCAAAGGUGAAGUACAAGUUUUUCUUUUUAUAUACAAGUUAUGGGGCAUGUGAUAAGUGUAAAUGAGAGCUUUUAUGUGUCAUUAACUUAUUCGUCUUUGUGUGCCUUAUAAAAUGAAAUGUGUGAAAGCUUAUGCCUAUACCAUUCAACUAAAUAUUUCUCUUAUUUUGA